Coregonus sp. 'balchen' is the source of this 292-nucleotide messenger RNA. The record is from the annotation of a GenBank genome assembly. Lineage: Eukaryota; Metazoa; Chordata; Actinopteri; Salmoniformes; Salmonidae.
AUGCAAUUACGGUCUCUGGGUGGUGCAGAUCAAACUGUAGAUAGUUUUUAAAGUUAUACAUGACCUUGCCCCCAGUCACCUGUCUGGCUAUUUAAAUGUCAUUAGAGACUCUCAUAGCCAUCACACCAAGAGACAGUGUGUUGCCAAAAGCAGACUGAUAGGAGCAUGGCUGGAAAAAGCUCUUCCCUUUUACACUGGUGCAGAGGAAUGGAAUGGGGUACCAAACCAUAUCAAAUCCAUCCCUAUGCUAGGGAGUUUUAAGAUAAACCUUAAGAAAUGGUUUAUGGGCUAA